GAAGCAGAAGAAGAAGAAGAAGAAGAAGAAGCAUUCUCUGGUUUGUUUUUGGUUUAUGAGCGCCAGUGUGAGGAUGAACAUGCGGGUUACCUUAAAAGCUUACUGUUGCUGUCUGUAAUUCAGAACUAUUGGACUUAAUGUUUUCUCUCGGUGUUGCUACAUUGCUGUGGAAAAAUCACAGUAUCACGAAAUGAAGCUGAAGGAGUUGGAAAGCUGCCUGCAGCAGGUAGACACAUUUGAGGAGCCAAAAAUCCUCUUGGAGCAGUAUCCAACCAGCCCUCACAUUGCAGCAUGCAUGCUUUACACGAUUCACAACACGUUUGAUGACAUUGAGGGUAAACUGGUGGCAGAUUUCGGCUGUGGUUGCGGAGUCCUCAGCAUCGGGGCUGCCAUGCUGGACGCAGGGUUGUGCGUCGGUUUUGAAAUCGACGAGGACGCACUAGAGAUAUUCAGAAGGAAUGCAGAAGAAUUUGAACUCUCUAACGUGGAUCUGCUCCAGUGUGAUUUAUGCCACCUGGAAGCAGAGGCUUAUGGCCAAAAGUUUGACACCGUUGUAAUGAAUCCACCGUUUGGUACAAAACACAACCAAGGGAUGGACAUGAAGUUCCUCCGCGCUGCUUUAACCAUGUCAAAGAAGGCGGUUUACUCGCUUCAUAAAACAUCAACACGAGAGCACAUACAAAAGAAGGCUAAUGACUGGGGAGUGAAGAUGGAAGUCAUUGCAGAACUGAGGUAUGAUUUGCCGGCUUCCUACCGCUUCCACAAGAAGAAGUCGGUUGACAUCCAGGUGGACUUUCUACGAUUCUCCAAAACCUGAAUAUAUUUACUGGAAUGGGUUCUAAGUUGCCUCUGCAUUUUUCACCGUUUGUAAAAUAAAUGUGUUUGCUAAAGAAAAAACUCUGGAUGUCAUCUCCACAUUACGAGCCGUUUUCAGUUUUGGAAACUUUCGCUGGAGGACCGUCGGCGUCUUCAAGCUCUCUCUUUGGGGCUACAGGUGCUGCAAGAAAAACAGGAUACAUUGAAUCAUCUGAAAUGUUUGAGAAUGAGGACGCUGCUGCUGAGAAUAUGUAAUGCCAUGCAAAGCAUUUAUUAUCUAUUACAUUUUGUAUUUUUGUGUAUUUUAUUGGGAUUUUAUGUGAUAGAUCAACACAAUGUAGCACAAUUGUUAAUUGGAAAGAAAAAUGUACAUACUUUUAAUACUAUAAAGAAACUUGACUCAAAAUAAAAUUCAUUGCUUUUAGUGGUCUCACAUUUAGUAAACUGAGUCCAGUUGCGCUCUGGAAAUCUCAGGGAUUUUCAUCUGAACUAAUAGCAGCAUGAAUAUAAAUAAAGAGAUAAAGAGCAGUGGGAGCGCUCAUGGCUAGGAACCUUUAUUUCUGGUUGGAUAUUUGGUGUAGGUCCUCUUUAGUCUAAAUAGAGCAGUUGGUGUUUGUUCACACAACUAUUAUGGACCAUCAAUUUAACCUUUCAACCGGGGAUGUUUUUUCUUGAUUCUUCCACAAGAAAGAUAAAUCGCACAGUGUGUAAAUGUAUAACACGCUAAAUAAAUUUGUUUUUAAAGUAUG
Molecule: messenger RNA, 1565 nt
Organism: Xiphophorus hellerii (green swordtail)
Lineage: Eukaryota; Metazoa; Chordata; Actinopteri; Cyprinodontiformes; Poeciliidae
Gene: mettl5
Product: methyltransferase 5, N6-adenosine
Exons: 7
Coding region: 191-817 (208 amino acids)
Biological process (GO): rRNA methylation
Molecular function (GO): nucleic acid binding; rRNA (adenine-N6-)-methyltransferase activity
Source: RefSeq, a predicted model, not a curated record